Molecule: messenger RNA, 3003 nt
Organism: Sinocyclocheilus grahami
Lineage: Eukaryota; Metazoa; Chordata; Actinopteri; Cypriniformes; Cyprinidae
Product: zinc finger protein 271-like
Exons: 6
Coding region: 91-3003 (970 amino acids)
Biological process (GO): regulation of transcription by RNA polymerase II
Cellular component (GO): PcG protein complex; transcription regulator complex; chromatin
Molecular function (GO): RNA polymerase II cis-regulatory region sequence-specific DNA binding; DNA-binding transcription factor activity, RNA polymerase II-specific
Source: RefSeq, a predicted model, not a curated record
AGAAGAAGAAGAAGAAGAAGAAGAAGACGAGACGACUGGAGUCUUCUGAGGAGAGGGGAACAUUACACGAUCUGCUGCUUCCGCACAGAAAUGCAUGUUUACAAGUGCAGACAAGCAUCACACCAUCAGGAAGAAAUGGAAUUUACAAAGACUGAGUUUAUUAAAGAGGAAAGUGAGAACAUGAGUGAUCCAGAACCCUGCAGAAUGAAACGCACUGAAGAACAGCGAGACCCGAUGGAGGAGAACGAGGAGAGUGAAGAACUGAGUGAAGUGGAGGAGAAACCUCAUGUCAAACCUGAAGAAAAACCUUUGAGUCACUCAAAAACUAAAAAGACAGUUUUAAAGAAAAAAAGACCUGAGAAAUCUUUCAGCUGCACUGAGUGUGGAACGAGUUUCACAUACAAAAACGCUCUUGAGAUUCACAUGAGAAUCCACACAGGAGAAAAGCCGCACGCAUGUGAUCAAUGUGAAAAGAGUUUCCCAUACAAACAAAGUCUUGUGUUUCACAUGAGAGUUCAUACUGGAGAGAAGCCGUUCACAUGUGAUCAGUGUGGAAAGAGUUUCAUACAUUCAUCAAACUUUAAACGGCACAUGAAGAUCCACACUGGAGAAAAGCCGUUCACAUGUGAUCAAUGUGGCAAAACAUUUCUUAGGGCAUCAGAACUGAAGACACACCUGAUAGUUCAUACGAAGGAGAAGCCACAUUCAUGUUCUUCAUGUGGAAAGAGUUUUUCACAGCUGGAAAGUUUAAAAUCCCAUCAGAAAUUACAUAACGCUGUGAGAGAUCAUGUGUGCUUUACAUGUGGGAAGACUUUUGCUUCAGUGAAUGUUUUAAAACGGCACCAGAGGAUUCACACUGGAGAAAAACCUUACAAGUGUUCACACUGUGACAAGAGAUUUCGUUGGUCAGUAGAUCUGAAAAGACAUGAGACGUUCCACACUGGAGAGAAACCGCACACGUGUGAUCAGUGCGGGAAGAGCUUCACACGCAAACAAAGUUUUAGAAUCCACAUGAGGAUCCACACAGGAGAGAAGCCGUACGCAUGUGAUCAAUGUGGAAAGAGUUUCACGUGUACAUCAAACCUCAAAGGACACAUGAAAAUCCACACCGGAGAAAAGCCACAUGCAUGUGAUCAAUGCGGCAAAACAUUUCUUGUUUCAUCAGCCCUGAAGAAACACCUGACAGUUCAUAUGAAGGAGAAGCCAUUUUCAUGUUCUUUAUGUGGAAAGAGUUUUUCAUGGCAGCAAAGUUUAAAAUCCCAUCAGAAAUUGCAUAACGCUGUGAGAGAUCAUGUGUGCUUUCAGUGUGGGAAGACUUUUGCUUUGGUGAAUCUUUUAAAACGGCACCAGAUGAAUCACACUGGAGAAAAACCUUACAAGUGUUCACACUGUGACAAGAGAUUCAGUUGGUCAGUAGAUCUGAAAAGUCAUGAGACAAUCCACACUGGAGAGAAACCACACACGUGUGAUCAGUGCGGGAAGAGCUUCACACGCAAACAAAGUCUUCGAGCACACAUGAGGGUCUCACCGUCAGUGAUUUCACCAAUAAAUGCUGGAAUUUUCCCAUCAGUUUACAAGUGCAGACAAGCAUCAAACCAUCAGGAAGAAAUGAAAUUUGCAAAGACUGAGUUUAUUAAAGAGGAAAGUGAGAACAUGAGUGAUCCAGAACCCUGCAGAAUGAAACACACUGAAGAACAGCGAGACCCGAUAGAGGAGAAGGAGGAGAGUGAAGAACUGAGUGAAGUGGAGGAGAAACCUCAUGUCCAACCUGAAGAGAAACCUCUGAGUCACUCGAAAACUAAAAAUAAAUUUAAGAAAAGAAGACCUGAGAAAUCUUUCAGCUGCACUGAGUGUGGAACGAGUUUCACAUACAAAAACGCUCUUGAGAUUCACAUGAGAAUCCACACAGGAGAAAAGCCGCACGCAUGUGAUCAAUGUGAAAAGAGUUUCCCAUACAAACAAAGUCUUAAGGUUCACAUGAGAGUUCAUACUGGAGAGAGACCGUAUGCAUGUGAUCAAUGUGGAAAGAGUUUCCCAUACAGACGAAGUCUUGUGUUUCACAUGAGAGUUCAUACUGGAGAGAAGCCGUUCACAUGUGAUCAGUGUGGAAAGAGUUUCAUACAUUCAUCAAACUUUAAACGGCACAUGAAGAUCCACACUGGAGAAAAGCCGUUCACAUGUGAUCAAUGUGGCAAAACAUUUCUUAGGGCAUCACAACUGAAGACACACUUGAUAGUUCAUACGAAGGAGAAGCCACAUUCAUGUUCUUCAUGUGGAAAGAGUUUUUCACAGCUGGAAAGUUUAAAAUCCCAUCAGAAAUUACAUAAUGCUGUGAGGGAUUAUGUGUGCUUUGCAUGUGGGAAGACUUUUGCUUCAGUGAAUGUUUUAAAACGGCACCAGAGGAUUCACACUGGAGAAAAACCUUACAAGUGUUCACAAUGUGACAAGAGAUUUCGUUGGUCAGUAGAUCUGAAAAGACAUGAGCAGAUCCACACUGGGGAGAAACCGCACACGUGUGAUCAGUGCGGGAAGAGCUUCACACGAAAACAAAGUUUUAGAGUCCACAUGAGAAUCCACACAGGAGAGAAGCCGUACGCAUGUGAUCAAUGUGGAAAGAGUUUCUCAUUAAAACAAAGUUUUGAUGUUCACAUGAGAAUCCACACCGGAGAAAAGCCGUACGCAUGUGAUCAAUGCGGCAAAACAUUUCUUGAUUCAUCAGCCUUGAAGAAACACCUGACCGUUCAUACGAAAGAGAAGCCACAUUCAUGUUCUUUAUGUGGGAAGAGUUUUUCACGGCUGGAGGGUUUAAAAUCCCAUCAGAAAUUCCAUAAUGCUGUGAGAGAUUAUGUGUGCUUUGCAUGUGGGAAGACUUUUGCUUCAGUGAAUAAACUUAACCUUGAAAAUAAUGUAGAGUCCAUCAAUAAGAAGGCAAGACAACGGCUUGGUCGUCUUAGAAAACUGUGGAGUUUUAACAUUAGUACACACGGUAACUAUGGCAUAUAG